AACCAAGCGGAGCCCUGUGAUUCCCAGGGCUUGACAGCAGGCUUGGGAGAAAAGGAAACAUUCAUCAAACAGCUUGCCAGUCCCUUUGGCCACAGAAGAUGUCAUCUCAAACCAAGUUCAAGAAAGACAAAGAGAUCAUUGCUGAGUAUGAAGCUCAAAUAAAAGAGAUCCGCACGCAGCUGGUGGAGCAAUUCAAGUGCCUGGAGCAGCAAUCUGAGUCUAGGCUGCAGCUACUUCAAGACCUCCAGGAGUUUUUCCGCAGGAAAGCAGAGAUUGAGCUCGAGUAUUCCCGCAGCCUGGAAAAGCUGGCCGAGCGCUUCUCCUCCAAAAUCCGCAGCUCCCGGGAGCACCAGUUCAAGAAGGACCAGUACCUUCUAUCACCUGUGAAUUGUUGGUACCUGGUGCUGCAUCAGACAAGGAGAGAGAGCCGGGACCACGCCACCCUCAAUGACAUCUUCAUGAACAAUGUCAUCGUCCGCCUCUCCCAGAUCAGCGAGGAUGUCAUCCGGCUCUUCAAAAAGAGCAAGGAGAUUGGCCUGCAGAUGCACGAGGAGCUCCUGAAGGUCACCAAUGAACUCUACACGGUCAUGAAAACUUACCACAUGUACCAUGCAGAAAGCAUCAGCGCCGAAAGCAAGCUGAAGGAGGCUGAGAAGCAGGAGGAGAAGCAGUUCAACAAGUCAGGAGAUCUCAGCAUGAACCUGCUACGGCAUGAGGACCGGCCCCAGCGUCGCAGUUCUGUGAAGAAGAUUGAGAAGAUGAAGGAGAAGAGGCAGGCAAAGUAUUCUGAGAACAAGCUGAAAUGCACGAAGGCCCGGAAUGACUACUUGCUGAAUCUGGCAGCCACCAAUGCAGCUAUAAGCAAAUACUACAUCCAUGAUGUCUCAGAUCUAAUUGACUGUUGUGACUUGGGCUUUCAUGCCAGCCUGGCCCGCACCUUCCGGACCUACCUCUCAGCUGAAUACAACCUGGAGACCUCACGCCAUGAGGGUCUGGAUGUCAUUGAGAAUGCAGUGGACAACCUGGACUCCAGAAGCGACAAGCACACAGUCAUGGACAUGUAUAACCAGGUCUUCUGCCCACCGCUCAAGUUUGAGUUCCAGCCCCACAUGGGGGAUGAGGUGUGCCAAGUCAGUGCUCAGCAGCCCGUCCAGACGGAAUUGUUAAUGCGGUACCACCAACUGCAGUCCAGACUGGCCACACUCAAGAUAGAAAAUGAGGAGGUUAGAAAAACCCUAGAUGCCACCAUGCAGACCUUACAAGACAUGCUGACAGUGGAGGACUUUGAUGUUUCUGAUGCCUUCCAACACAGUCGAUCUACAGAGUCCAUAAAGUCUGCUGCUUCUGAGACCUACAUGAGCAAGAUCAACAUUGCCAAAAGGAGAGCCAAUCAGCAGGAAACAGAGAUGUUUUAUUUUACAAAGUUUAAAGAAUAUGUAAAUGGUAGUAACCUCAUCACAAAGCUACAGGCCAAGCACGACCUACUCAAGCAGACCCUCGGUGAAGGAGAAAGAGCAGAAUGUGGCACCACCAGGCCCCCCUGCCUUCCCCCUAAACCACAAAAAAUGAGGAGACCUAGGCCUCUCUCAGUGUAUAGCCAUAAGCUCUUUAACGGCAGUAUGGAAACGUUCAUUAAGGACUCAGGACAAGCUAUACCACUUGUGGUUGAGAGCUGCAUUCGCUACAUCAAUUUAUAUGGACUCCAGCAGCAGGGAAUCUUCAGAGUGCCAGGAUCUCAAGUGGAAGUCAAUGACAUAAAAAAUUCCUUUGAGAGAGGUGAAGACCCCCUUGUGGAUGAUCAAAAUGAACGAGACAUCAAUUCAGUCGCUGGUGUUUUAAAACUGUAUUUCCGAGGACUGGAAAACCCACUCUUUCCUAAGGAAAGGUUUCAAGAUUUGAUAUCUACUAUUAAACUGGAGACCCCAGUUGAGAGGGUGCACCAGAUCCAGCAAAUCCUCAUCACCCUGCCCCGCGUGGUCAUCGUGGUCAUGAGAUACCUCUUCGCCUUCCUCAACCACCUCUCCCAGUAUAGCGACGAGAACAUGAUGGAUCCCUACAACCUGGCCAUCUGCUUCGGCCCCACUCUCAUGCACAUCCCUGAUGGGCAGGACCCUGUGUCCUGCCAGGCACACGUCAAUGAAGUCAUCAAAACCAUCAUCAUCCAUCAUGAAGCCAUCUUCCCCAGUCCCCGGGAACUAGAGGGGCCUGUGUAUGAAAAAUGCAUGGCUGGAGGGGAAGAAUAUUGUGACAGCCCACACAGUGAGCCAGGGACCAUCGAUGAAGUUGACCAUGACAAUGGCACUGAGCCUCAUACCAGCGAUGAAGAAGUGGAACAGAUCGAGGCCAUCGCCAAGUUUGACUACGUGGGGCGGUCUCCCCGGGAGUUGUCCUUCAAGAAGGGGGCCUCUCUGCUACUGUACCACCGUGCGUCAGAGGACUGGUGGGAGGGUCGACACAACGGCGUGGAUGGACUCAUCCCACAUCAGUACAUAGUUGUACAGGACAUGGACGAUGCCUUCUCAGACAGCCUGAGCCAAAAGGCUGACAGCGAAGCCAGCAGUGGGCCACUACUGGACGACAAGGCUUCCUCCAAAAACGACCUCCAGUCCCCCACAGAACACAUCACGGACUACAGCUUUGGGGGGGUAAUGGGCCGAGUGCGGCUGCGAUCCGAUGGAGCUGCCAUCCCCAGGCGCCGAAGCGGGGGCGACACGCACAGCCCACCUCGAGGCCUGGGUCCCAGCAUAGACACACCACCCCGGGCUGCCGCCUGCCCCAGCAGUCCCCACAAAGUUCCCCUGGCCCGAGGAAGGAUUGAGAGCCCCGAGAAGCGGCGGAUGGCCACGUUUGGGAGCGCCGGCAGCAUCAACUACCCCGACCAGAAGGCGCUGUCUGAGGGACACUCGAUGAGGUCCACGUGUGGCUCCACCAGGCACAGCAGCCUGGGGGACCACAAGUCCCUGGAGGCGGAGGCCCUGGCAGAAGACAUCGAGAAGACCAUGAGCACCGCUCUGCACGAGUUGCGGGAACUUGAGAGGCAGAACACAGCCAAGCAGGCACCAGAUGUGGUGCUGGACACCCUGGAGCCACUAAAGAACCCGCCAGGCCCCAUCAACUCGGAGCCGGCCAGCCCCCUGCACACCAUAGUCAUCCGUGACCCCGACGCCGCCAUGCGCCGCAGCAGCAGCUCCUCCACGGAAAUGAUGACCACUUUCAAGCCUGCCCUGUCCGCCCGCCUAGCUGGUGCCCAGCUGCGCCCGCCCCCCAUGCGGCCCGUGCGGCCUGUGGUCCAGCACCGGUCCAGCAGCAGCAGCAGCUCGGGCAUGGGCAGCCCCGCUGUGACACCCACGGAGAAGAUGUUCCCCAACAGCUCGGCGGACAAGUCGGGCACCAUGUGA
Elephantulus edwardii (Cape elephant shrew) is the source of this 3398-nucleotide messenger RNA. RefSeq names its product SLIT-ROBO Rho GTPase activating protein 3 (gene SRGAP3). Gene Ontology annotation, molecular function: protein binding. The record is from RefSeq and is a predicted model, not a curated record. Gene Ontology annotation, biological process: signal transduction; negative regulation of cell migration. Gene Ontology annotation, cellular component: cytoplasm. Lineage: Eukaryota; Metazoa; Chordata; Mammalia; Macroscelidea; Macroscelididae. The transcript has 22 exons. Bases 99 to 3398 code for a protein of 1099 amino acids.